AUGCCGCGUUUUUCCCAUUAUGAAGCCGCCUUGGGCUCACAAUUAUUUGAAAAAAUUAAAAACUGUCGUGUUUUAAUGGUCGGUGCUGGUGGAAUAGGCUGUGAGCUCUUAAAGAAUUUGGUCAUGUCUGGUUUCAAUCAAAUUGAACUGGUUGCUCGUGAAUCGGCUCUGAAAUUCAAUCCAAAUGCUAACAUCGUCGCGCACCACGCUAAUAUUAAAGACCCUCGAUUCAGUAUCGAAUGGUUUAAAAGCUUUGAUAUUGUCAUGAACGCUUUAGAUAAUCUCGAGGAAGAAUUAGAUAAAGAACUUAAUGAUGAGAAUGCCGAUGAAAUUGCAAACCUCAAAGCGGAAACGCUUGCGCUUAAACGCAUAAAAGAGGCGAUAGGAUCACAAGAUUAUCCCAAAAUAGUUUUUCAAAAAAUUUUUAACGAUGACAUUAAUCGUUUACUAACGAUGGAAGAUAUGUGGAAAACCAGAAAGCCUCCAGUUCCUCUUGUUUAUGAAGAAAUCGAAAAACUUAAAAAUACAGAAUCACAAUCUGUGCAAAUUACUAAUAAUAAUACCUUAAGAGAUCAAAGAUUAUGGACCACUAACCCGGAUGCAUCAUUGGUCUUUGAUAAAGAUGACAUUGAUGCCAUGGAUUUUGUAACCGCAACGUCCAAUCUACGCGCAAGAAUAUUUGGUAUUGAAGAAAAAACACGAUUUCAAGUAAAAGCAAUGGCCGGAAAUAUUAUUCCAGCUAUCGCGACAACCAAUGCUAUUGUUGCUGGAAUGAUCGUGAUGCAGGCGUUUAAAGUUCUAAAUGGUGAUUUUAAAGAAUGCAAGACAGUGUAUUGUUCUCCAGAUCGACGACCGAAAUCCAUUCUUUCAGAAUCUUUAAAUAAACCUAAUCCGGAAUGCUCUGUGUGUCAAUCCGCACAUGUUACCUUGAAUGUGAAUGUUAAGACAGCAACUUUACGAGAUUUUCUUAAAGAAGUCGUUCAGGGGCACGACGAAAGUGAAAAUGACAUUUGUGAAGUUUCAGUAGAAGAAGGUGGAAGAAUUAUAUACGAUGUCGAAUAUGAUGAUAAUCUUGAUGCAACGUUCGAAAAAUUAAACAUAACCGAUGGCAAAAUGGUGAAAGUAACUCCUGAAGGCGAGGAUGAAGAAAAAGAAACAUUUGAGUCACCAAAUACUUGGUUUCAUAUUGAUGGUGACAUAGCACCUAGAUUUCGUACAUAUACUAAUUCAAAUGCACAUAAAAGAAAGCUUGAUGAUUCUGAGGUUGAUCCUCAGGAAGAAUCUUCUCGUAAAAGGCCUGCUGUUAUUGAAAAUGAGGUUAUUGUUCAAGACGACGAUCUUAUAAUGACUGAAGAUGGGCCUCAAAGACUUAUUAUUAUCGAUUAG
Molecule: messenger RNA, 1386 nt
Organism: Racocetra fulgida
Lineage: Eukaryota; Fungi; Glomeromycota; Glomeromycetes; Diversisporales; Gigasporaceae
Source: the annotation of a GenBank genome assembly